This is a messenger RNA of Funneliformis mosseae, 393 nucleotides long. The record is from the annotation of a GenBank genome assembly. Lineage: Eukaryota; Fungi; Glomeromycota; Glomeromycetes; Glomerales; Glomeraceae.
AUGUCUUUACGACACAAAAGAGCUUUAGAAAUAUUGCAAGAUCCCGAAUUUAAUAAUGGGAAGAAGCAGGACAACCCAUACUUUGAAUAUAAGAAAAACGAAGCUCGUAAAAAUGGCGUUAACUCUGGAUCAGUUAACACUGUUACUGAAUCAAGACUAGUUGGAACCGGCGGAUGUAGCUCUCCCAACGGAAAAAAACAAAAUAUUGGAAGUAUGUCUAGGAUUUACCCCAACUGUGACCAGAAGUCCGGGAAGGAAAGCUCGUCUCAUGCUCCCGUCAGCAAACAACCUACCAUAUACAAGAACAAUAAACAUGGUGGUAAAAAUUCUAAGCCAAGAAGAAUUCCCAACUCUGACAAUAUUUCUAAGAAAAAUGAUCGGCGACAUGAAUAA